Messenger RNA from Opisthocomus hoazin, 1635 nucleotides. RefSeq names its product high affinity choline transporter 1. Lineage: Eukaryota; Metazoa; Chordata; Aves; Opisthocomiformes; Opisthocomidae. Gene Ontology annotation, cellular component: plasma membrane. Gene Ontology annotation, molecular function: choline:sodium symporter activity. Gene Ontology annotation, biological process: transmembrane transport; acetylcholine biosynthetic process; choline transport. The record is from RefSeq and is a predicted model, not a curated record.
AUGGCUCUAAAUAUACCAGGCUUAAUAUCUUUGAGUGUGUUUUUUACAUUAACUUUAGCUACCGGAAUUUGGGCUUCUUGGAAAAGCAAGAAGGACCAGCAGAACAGAAACCCAACUGAAAUGGCCAUAGUUGGAGGCAGGAAUAUAAAUGUUUUCAUUGGAUUGUUUACUGCAACAGCCACCUGGGUUGGAGGAGCAUAUAUCAAUGGCACAGCUGAAAUUGUCUACCUGCCUUCAAAAGGACUACUGUGGGUCCAGGCACCUGUGGGAUUUGCCUUGUCCCUUGUUAUUGGUGGUUUCUUCUUUGUAAAUCCAAUGAGAUCCAAGAAUUAUGUGACAGUGAUGGAUCCGCUUCAAGAAACGUUUGGGAAUGUGAUGGGAAGCUUACUCUUCAUUCCACCGCUGCUAGGAGAGGUGUUCUGGUUUGCAGCCAUCCUGGCAUCCCUGGGAGCAACAAUGAGAGUCAUCUUGGAUAUUGGAGGCACUUUGGCUAUCAUCAUCUCAGCAUGCACUGUCAUACUCUACACUCUACUGGGAGGCCUCUACUCUGUGGCAUACACAGAUAUCAUCCAGCUGGUUUUCAUUACCCUCAGCCUGUGGGUCUGUAUCCCCUUCGCCCUGGUGAAUUCUGCAACUGAAAGUAUUUAUUACACUGCAACUCAUCGAUCAUACCAAGACCCUUGGAUUGGAAAGAUAGAAAACCAGUAUCUUGGAAGGUGGCUGGAUGACUUCUUCUACCUGGUGCUUGGCAGCAUCCCGUGGCAAACCUACUUCCAAAGAGUGCUCUCCACUGCCUCGCCGGGACAGGCAAGGCUCAUCUCCUACCUCUCUGGACUUGGGUGCUUUUUAAUGGCCAUCCCCUCUGUGCUCAUUGGUGCAGUUGCAACAUCAACAGACUGGAACCAGACAAGCUAUGGUCUUCCAAGCCCUUUUGAGAGAGGGGAAUCGGCUAUGAUACUGCCACUUGUUCUACGCUACCUCUGCCCAGCAUACAUCUCCAUUGCUGGUCUGGGAGCCAUCGCUGCUGCCGCAAUGUCUUCUGCGGACUCAGCUCUUCUCUCUGCCAGUUCCAUGUUCGCUCACAAUAUCUACCGGAAAAUCCUGAGGAAAAAGGCUACAGAGACAGAGGUCUUAUGGGCCAUGAGGACCUCCAUGCUGGUGUUUGGGGCAGGGGCUGCCGGUCUGGCUUUUUACUCCAGCUCUGUCUAUGACCUCUGGUUCCUCAGCGGGGAGCUGGUGUACGCCCUGCUCUUCCCCCAGCUCUGCUGUGCCCUCUUUGCUCCGAGCACCAACACCUACGGCUCAGCUGCCGGCUUCUUGGUUGGGCUCGUCCUGAGGCUGCUGGCAGGGGGGCCUGCCCCCAGCAUCCCCCCCAUCAUCUGCUACCCAGCCUGUUCCCUGGGGAACGGGACCUACAGUCAGCUUUUCCCCUUUAAAACAUUCACAGUGCUUCUCACCUUGGGGACAAUCGUUGCUGUUUCGUACCUGGCUGCGCUUUUGUUUCAGAGAAACCUCCUUCCCCGCAAGUGGGAUGUCUGCAAUAUCACGAGGGGAACCAGCACCCUCAUCUCACUGCAGCAGAUGGACAAACAGAUGGGUUCGCCAACAGUGCCACUAGAAGAGAAUCGUGAUUAA